CCUCUUUCACAACGCCCCACUUCCCAAUAAGAUGUCGCUGAAACCCACUCUUAAUCACAGCGAUCUCGAUCUUAUCGCCCACCCUCUUCGUCCUUCCGGUGAGAUUCAUGUUAUCGUGGGGCCUAUGUUUGCUGGCAAGACCACAGCUCUUCUUCGCAGGAUCAAAUCUGAAGGAACCAAUGGCAGGAAGGUAGCAAUGAUAAAGUCAAGCAAAGAUAACCGAUAUGCUAUAGAUUCAGUUGUAACCCAUGAUGGGAAUAAGUACCCAUGUUGGGCUCUGCCUGAUCUGUUAUCUUUCAAACAAAAACUUGGAGAAGAAGCUUAUGAAAAGCUGGAUGUUAUUGGCAUAGAUGAGGCCCAAUUCUUUGAUGAUCUCUAUGACUUUUGUUGCAAAGCUGCUGACCAUGAUGGAAAAACAGUUAUAGUUGCUGGCCUUGAUGGUGAUUACUUAAGAAGGAAUUUUGGUCCAGUUCUUGAUCUAGUACCCCUUGCGGAUACCAUAACCAAAUUAACAGCUCGAUGUGAACUAUGUGGCAAACGAGCCCAUUUCACCUUAAGGAAGACCAACGAGACAAAAACCGAACUUAUAGGUGGUGCAGAUGUGUAUAUGCCUGUUUGCCGUCAGCAUUAUGUUAAUGGACAGAGAGUGAUCAAAGCUGCUACACUGGUGCUAGAUGAAUCUCAUAAGUUUCAGGCUGAACCUGAUCAAGAAGCAAUCUUAACAACUGUAACUUAAUAACAUCCACUAGUUGUUACAACUCAAUGUUUGUUCUUUGGUUUUAUGCAUCUCUCUAGUUUUAGAAAGCAUUUGAUUUCCAAAUUCCAAUGUUGGUUGAUGUAUUGUAACUAUGUUACGGUUUUCUUACGUAUAUAUAACAAGUGAAGAACUAUGUUCU
Cynara cardunculus var. scolymus (artichoke) is the source of this 896-nucleotide messenger RNA. RefSeq names its product thymidine kinase. The coding region runs from base 32 to 736 and encodes 234 amino acids. Gene Ontology annotation, molecular function: ATP binding; thymidine kinase activity. The transcript has 4 exons. Gene Ontology annotation, biological process: thymidine metabolic process. The record is from RefSeq and is a predicted model, not a curated record. NCBI's taxonomy places the organism in Eukaryota, Viridiplantae, Streptophyta, Magnoliopsida, Asterales, Asteraceae.